AUGGCGGGAGGCUCAGACCCCAGAUCAAAGGAUCUCCCAAAACAAAACAAAAAAGAAAGAAAUUAUCUUUCUAUUCUUAUUUUAAAUCUAUUCUUUCUUUCUUUCUUUCUUAAUAUUUUCCCUUCCUUUCUUAUUUUUAAUAUUAUCCAUUCUUUUUUAAUAUUUCCUUUUCUUUCUUUCUUUCUUUCUUUCUUUCUUUCUUUCUUUCUUUCUUUCUUAAUAUUUUCCCUUCCAUUCUUAUUUUUAAUAUUAUCCAUUCUUCGUAAUAUUUUCCCAUUCUUUCUUUCUUUCUUUCUUUCUUUCUUUCUUUCUUUCUUUCUUUCUUUCUUUCUUUCUUUCUUUCACAAUAUUAUUCUUUCUUUCUUUCUUUCUUUCACAUUCUUUCUUUCUUUUUCUUUCUUUCUUUCUUUCUUUCUUUCUUUCUUUCUUUCUUUACUAGGUUUGCUUGCCUUGAAUUGGCAGCCAGUAUUGCAGAGAGAAAUUCAGGAUUCCAAAACAGCCUGA
Molecule: messenger RNA, 504 nt
Organism: Acanthosepion pharaonis
Lineage: Eukaryota; Metazoa; Mollusca; Cephalopoda; Sepiida; Sepiidae
Source: the annotation of a GenBank genome assembly